AUGAAGUACUCCUGUGUCCUGCUCCUUUUGGCCACCGUUGCCUGUUUCCUGGUGAGCCUGUCCAGUGCCACUACCACGACCACAACCACGACAGAUGCCACUACCACGACCACCACGACCACCGCCUCGUCUUCGGACACCACUACCACGACAGCUUCGUCCUCGGACACCACGACUACCACGGAUGCAUCCUCCUCCAAAAAGAAGAAGCACGUGACCCACUACAAGCGCAAGGUGCACAAACCCAAGAAGGUCAAGACCAUCCGCAGGAAGAAGAACCGCAGCGGCUAA
Drosophila teissieri is the source of this 291-nucleotide messenger RNA. RefSeq names its product protein new-glue 3-like. Lineage: Eukaryota; Metazoa; Arthropoda; Insecta; Diptera; Drosophilidae. The record is from RefSeq and is a predicted model, not a curated record. The transcript has a single exon. The coding region runs from base 1 to 291 and encodes 96 amino acids.